AUGUUCAGCCAAAGGACGAACUCUCAAAAGGCCGACGAUGAAUUGCUCGCCAAAUUUCGCCAACAGUUUCCCCAAAUAGGUGCCACCACCGAGGGGGGCUCGGCGGGCAUUUCUCAAACCGCUGGCUUCCCAGACAUGGUCACAACCGCUUCUGCACCGCUUAGAUACGCCGCCUCGUUUAUUAUGCCACCACCUGCUUUGCAUACUAACGAUCACAGCAUCUGGCCAGAGCUUCAUGAACAAAAGCCAGCGCCAAGAGCCAACAACGACCCUUGGCGGUUCUCGCCUUCUCUGUUGGAUCCCAACUCGUUUGCCAACGAUUUGUAUGCACCUACCAUGGCCAUGCUCCAUUGCGUCACGACCCCCUUGGGCGCACCGCACUCCCUGGAAGCUAUGCAGUCUGGCGCCGGCAUGGACCCUUCGGCCAUUCACACCGUGCCCAGCCAGCAUAUGCCUCACUUCCAGCCUUAUCUGCAAGUGCUCGGCCAAACAUUAGCACCGUCUUCCUUUGUCCACCAGGAUACGGGCUACGAAACCAUGAAGCAAGACCCGUCGCCCAUGGGCUUCGAGGAACCUGACGCACGCCUGGUUGGUCUGCUGUGCAAGAGCCCACAGAUGGCAAACGCUGCUUCGAUGAGCCUUCCCUUGCCACCAUCGGCCGAAAGGUUUCGAUUCCACUCAACGCUCAACGCUCCCACAGCCAUGGUGAAAGAGGCUGAUGAGAUCCCCAUUACUUACCUUAACAAGGGGCAGACCUAUCCUCUUUCCAUUGCCGAUACACAGGGUGCUCGCCCUGUCCAACCCGGAACACGGUAUCGAACUUUAAUCCGCGUUUCGUUCGAGGACGAGGAAUAG
Molecule: messenger RNA, 855 nt
Organism: Akanthomyces muscarius
Lineage: Eukaryota; Fungi; Ascomycota; Sordariomycetes; Hypocreales; Cordycipitaceae
Exons: 2
Coding region: 1-855 (284 amino acids)
Source: RefSeq, a predicted model, not a curated record